AUGCCUUCCGAGCAUUUCUUAAAGAUCAAAAAGCCUUUCCAGAAUCCGGUGACGAUAGAUAAGCCCUCCAAAUAUCACAUGCCGAUCGGACAGCCCUUUGAGGGUUUGUCGUCUAUCAAGAAGCCCUUCAAGUGUUUCUCGACGACCGAAAAACCCUCCGAAUGUUUCUCGACGAUUGCAAAGCUUUUCGAGCAUUUCUCGAAAAUCAAGAAGACCUUCGAGCGUUUCUCAACGAUCAAAAAACCCUUCGAGUGUUUUUCGACGAUUAAAAAGCCUUCCGAGCAUUUCGCAAAGAUCAAGAAGCCUUUCUAUAAUCCUUUGACGAUUAAAAAACCCUAUAAAUGUCACAUGCCAAUCGAAAAGCCCUCUGAAUAUUUUUCAACGAUCGAGAAGCUCUCUAAGCGAUUCCCGACGAUCGAGAAGCUUUUCCAGAAUCCUUUAACGAUCGAUAAGCCCUUCAAAUAUAACAUGCCAAUUAUGAAGCCCUCUAAGUGUUUGACGACGAUCAAGAAGCCCUCCAAGUGUUGCUCAACGAUCAUUGAGCUCUCCUAG
This is a messenger RNA of Copidosoma floridanum, 552 nucleotides long. RefSeq lists its product as uncharacterized. Lineage: Eukaryota; Metazoa; Arthropoda; Insecta; Hymenoptera; Encyrtidae. The record is from RefSeq and is a predicted model, not a curated record.